AUUGUAUUUACAACGUUAAAAGACAUUGUAUUUACAACCUUAAAAGACAUUGUAUUUACAACCUUAAAAGACACUGUAUUUACAACCUUAAAAGACACUGUAUUUACAACGUUAAAAGACAUUGUAUUUACAACCUUAAAAGACAUUGUAUUUACAACCUUAAAAGACACUGUAUUUACAACCUUAAAAGACAUUGUAUUUACAACCUUAAAAGACACUGUAUUUACAACCUUAAAAGACACUGUAUUUACGACGUUAAAAGACAUUGUAUUUACAACGUUAAAAGACAUUGUAUUUACAACCUUAAAAGACAUUGUAUUUACAACCUUAAAAGACACUGUAUUUACAACCUUAAAAGACAUUGUAUUUACAACCUUAAAAGACACUGUAUUUACAACCUUAAAAGACACUGUAUUUACGACGUUAAAAGACACUGUAUUUACAACGUUAAAAGACAUUGUAUUUACAACCUUAAAAGACAUUGUAUUUACAACCUUAAAAGACACUGUAUUUACAACCUUAAAAGACAUUGUAUUAAAUUUUCAACGUAGAAGACAUUUUAUUUACGACAUAAGAGUUUUGUCGUUCGGUCCCUGGACAAUACACUAUCGAAAAAGUAAAGGACAAUGA
Molecule: messenger RNA, 630 nt
Organism: Lottia gigantea (owl limpet)
Lineage: Eukaryota; Metazoa; Mollusca; Gastropoda; Lottiidae
Exons: 1
Source: RefSeq, a predicted model, not a curated record